This is a messenger RNA of Mizuhopecten yessoensis (Yesso scallop), 1614 nucleotides long. RefSeq lists its product as uncharacterized. The record is from RefSeq and is a predicted model, not a curated record. The transcript has 2 exons. The coding region runs from base 129 to 1613 and encodes 494 amino acids. Lineage: Eukaryota; Metazoa; Mollusca; Bivalvia; Pectinida; Pectinidae.
GGAUGGAUUUUCGUAACCGUUCCGGUAUUUACUAAUCACUCAUCACUUCCGGGGAGUUCAACCAAGCACGCCCCAGUAAACAAACUCAAUGAAGAUUACCCGAGGCGAUUAAAUCGUAUACUGUACAGAUGGGACGUAAAUACUGUUGUGUACCAGGAUGUUCCAAUACAUCAGCUAAUGUAACUGAAGAGGGGAAAAAAGUAACCUUACAUAGGCUUCCAAUGGCAGAAAGUAGGAGUCACAUAAAACAACAAUGGAUACGGCGUCUGCGCAAUGUUCGAGCAAAUCUAAUUGUAAAUGACAACACCAGAGUUUGUUCGGAUCAUUUUGAAGGGGAAUUCAUAGAAACCUCCGUACCAUCUUUAUUUCCGUCAAAACCACCAAAAGAUGUCCUUAAGCAAAGAAGGCCCUUAGUACGCCAUCCAAUAGAAAAUGAAAAUAAUUUUGGAUUAGAGAUGCUUUAUGAAACUGUGCAAGUGUUUGAGGAGUCAUAUGCACAGCCAAAUUCUGUUGAAAAUGUAUGCGAGUCUGAAGAUAAAAUCAAGUCGAAAACAAGAGUUAAUGUUGAAACAAACACUUAUCCAGUAAUAAGUUGUGAUGCGGCAAGUCAAACUUUUGUAGUUCCACCAGGAACUACAAAAGAUGCAAGUACCCAAGCAAAUUUUCCACACAUGAUGCCGGAAGAUCUGAAAGGGGACGAUGACAAAACUAGAUUUUACACUGGCUUUGUAACUUUUUCAAUGUUUUGGCACUAUUUCUUAACCACGAUGAAACAUGGUGCAGAUAAACUACACUACUGGGAAGGGGAUAAAAGAUCAGGCGGUGCUGAGAAACUUUACCAUCAGUCUGACCAUAUGAAACCAGGUCGUAAACGAUCUUUGCGUCCCGAAGAUGAAUUUCUAUUAGUAUGUAUGAGAUUGCGUUUGGGUUUACUUCAAGAACAUCUUGGUGAUAUAUUUUGUGUUUCUAAAACAACUGUUUCUCGUAUUGUAAACACUUGGGUGAACUUCUUAUAUGCCCAUGCAAAACACUUGGUCCCUUGGCCAUCUAGAGAGCAGAUUUUGUGCAAUCUCCCAAAAAGUUUUCAGGAUUACAAAGACUGUAGAGUAGUGAUUGACUGUACAGAACUAUUUACAGAAAAACCUUCUUCUCUCACAGCGCAAUGGCUCACCUGGUCAGAAUACAAACAUUCUAAUACAUUUAAACUAUUGAUUGGUGUUGCGCCUAAUGGACUUGUAAAUUUUAUCUCUCGUCUUUGGUGUGGUAAUGCGUCUGACCGAUACAUUUUCGAAAAUGAUGACCUUCUUCCUAAGUUAAGUCCAGGUGACAUGGUAAUGGCAGAUAAAGGAUUUACAGUUGAAGAUUUACUUCCAGUAAAUAUAAAGCUUAAUAUGCCACCAAGGAUUCCAGGUUAUCGACAGAUGACCACAAAUGAGUUUUUUCAGACUCAAGGUAUUGCCUCUGCUCGUAUCGUAGUUGAAAUGAAAAUGGAACAGUUUAAAAACUAUCGGAUACUAAGUGGCUCCUUACCUCUAUCAGAGGCUCAUCUAAUUGAGCAGAUGGCAUUUUUAUGCAUUGCGUGGACAAAUCUUUUGCCCCCAUUAAUGAAAUAAA